UGUUAAAGUAGUGGUAGGCUUUUAAAUUAAACAAGUAUAAAAUAACUUAGAUUCUAUUACUUAAGUUGAUACAACGGUUCGAUUAUUUCGCAAAGAUUUAAAAUAAUGCGCCAUCAAAAAAUUGUAUUUGUAAGUAAACAGUGUUUUGUUGUCGCAAAAUACACAGUACAGUGAAAUAUGUCGCACAUAUCAACACGUUCAAAUCGUGUAGUGGAACAGCAGCCAGUUAGAAAAAAAAACUUAAGGCGAAUUCAAAACAAUGGGUCAGAUUUUGAAAUGGAAGAUGUUGUCCAUAGGGCCUAAAAUGGACGGGGGGCCAAAUGUGAAGUAUUUCGAGUCCCCCGAAACGCUUACUGCUCUGGAAGGUGUCAAGCAAUGGUUACAGAAAAACGGCAAAAAGUACGUACAGAAUGAGUCUUUAACAAAUAAGACAUUGUCAACGACUACUGUACAAUUCAUGCAGUUUCAAGAAGAUUUUCUUGGAAAGAAUACACAGAAACCACCUAUGACUCGAAUACCUGUGAAAUUUUUUUUGGAUUUAAAAUCAGGAGGCGGAUUGUGUCAAAUGCUGUUAGCAGCCUAUAAAUUUAAAAGUGAACAUAACUGGAGAAGAUUUGAGUUACCUUCUGGAAAGAAUGUCUCAAAACUGGAGAAAGUAUAUGAAAUGUUCCAAAACAUGGAAAAGGCUCUCAUAAGUGCAAAAUUAUACACACUCCCUAUAAUAUUUAUUAAACCAGAAGUGGAAAAAGGAGUGGCCCAAAAAGUGAAGGAAAUAGUAAGAAGGAGAAAUGGCCAAAUAGUAGAAACAGAAGAAACUGCAACCCACAUUAUAUAUGGUUCAGUGGAUCCUUUAAAAGAUGAAUAUGGUAGGCCGGUAUCCAAACGGGAAAAGAUGGUUAUGAUGCACUGGUAUUACUUUCCAAAUUCAUUUGAUACAUGGGUUAACCUAGAGAGUGCAGGUUUGGAAGGACUAUCAGUUGAAAGCAAUCCUAGCCCUCACUCGGGACCUUGGAGAAUAAGUUGUACUUGGGUAUAUGAAACAGAUCAAUAUAAUGAAUGGAUGUCUGAAGAAGAUUAUGAAGUAGAUGAAGCUGGUGUCAAGAAAGUCCAUCCUAAACUGAUGUCUGUUGAAGAUCUUAUGAAUCCAUCUGAAGACAGGAACAAAAAGAACAAAGGGGGAAAGCGGAAAAGGUCCCCAUCACCACCAUCUAAAGUAGGCAAGAGAAAAAGUGGCAGAAGCCCAGCCAUUGGGAAGAAAACUAGACCUGAAGAUCCUGAAUCAGAAGAUCUAACAAAAGACAUGGAGGAACCAAUACCAGAACCAAAUAUAGUAGAAGUUAAUCCUAAUUCCCAACCCAGCACCCAACCUGUUAAGAAAGACCAUGAAUUGCAACCACUAAAAGGAGGUUCCAUCACUGAUCUAGAAGAUACUGAAGAAAGAGGUGAAGAUUCUCAGACUGGCAAAAACAGUGAUAGCAACACUCAAGAUGAUGGCCAGGAGGAUAAUGUUACAGAACAAACUCAUCAUAUUAUCAUACCUUCUUACUCAGCUUGGUUUGAUUAUAACUCUAUACAUGAAGUUGAGAAAAGGGCAAUGCCUGAGUUCUUCAAUGGCAGGAACAAGUCGAAAACGCCAGAAAUCUACUUAGGUUACAGGAACUUUAUGGUAGACACUUACAGAUUAAACCCAACUGAAUACAUAACAAGCACAGCUUGUAGACGUAAUCUAGCUGGAGAUGUAUGUGCCAUCAUGAGAGUGCAUGCCUUUUUAGAGCAAUGGGGUCUUAUCAACUACCAAGUUGAUACUGAUUCACGACCAACUGCCAUGGGUCCACCUCCUACAUCCCAUUUUCAUAUACUAUCAGAUACUCCGUCAGGAUUACAGCCUGUAAAUCCACCUAAAACACCGCAACCUAGUGCAGCAAAGACUUUACUAGAUCUAGAUAAGGUCCAAGAUGUCAAGAAGCCUGAGGGAGCUACUGAGAUAUCUAGUUUUGGCUUAAAAUUAGAUCAGUAUGCCAAGAAACCUGCCGUGCUUCGUAAUAAGAGUGCAGCUUCCUUGACCAGAGAUUGGACUGAACAAGAAACUCUUCUGCUUCUAGAAGGUCUUGAGAUGUACAAGGAUGAUUGGAAUAAAGUGUGUGAACAUGUAGGAUCAAGGACCCAAGAUGAAUGCAUCCUUCAUUUCCUCAGGUUGCCUAUUGAAGAUCCUUAUUUAGAAGAUCCUGAAGCUGGUGGUGCUUUAGGACCUUUAGCUUACCAGCCAAUUCCUUUCAGCAAAGCUGGUAAUCCAAUAAUGUCCACAGUUGCCUUUUUAGCCUCUAUUGUUGAUCCGAGAGUUGCAGCUGCUGCAGCCAAAUCUGCCAUGCUUGAAUUCGCCAGCAUUAAGGAUGAAGUACCAGCUUCUGUAAUGGAUGCACAUUUGAAGAAUGUUGAAGCUUCAAACGCCGAUGGGAAAUAUGAUCCUGCUGCAAACCUUGCUCUCACUGGUAUUGCUGGAACUGUACCUGACAAGGAAGAGGAGGAUAAGAUCAAGAAAGAGGAUGUCAAAGAGGAAGAUAAAGGUGCUGAAGAGAAAAAGAAUGGUGACAGUCAGGAUGAUAAAAGUAGUGACAAGGUCAAAUCUGAAACUUCUGAUAGUGAGAAGGAGGAUAAAAUGGAUACAUCAGAAGGUAAAACGGAAAAGGUUGUUAAAGAUAGCGAGAUGCAGAGUGCAGCAGCGGCCGCAUUAGCAGCUGCUGCUGUUAAAGCAAAGCAUUUAGCAGCUGUGGAGGAAAGAAAAAUCAAGUCUCUUGUAGCUCUGUUAGUGGAAACGCAGAUGAAGAAGUUAGAAAUAAAGCUGCGACAUUUUGAAGAAUUGGAAACGACAAUGGAAAGGGAGAGAGAAGGACUAGAAUAUCAAAGGCAGCAGUUGAUAACUGAGAGGCAACAAUUCCAUUUGGAGCAGCUGAAAGCUGCGGAAUUCAGAGCACGACAACAGGCGCAUCAAAGACUUCAAGCUGAGCAGGGCCAAUGGGCUUCUCAACAACCACAAGCUGCACACUCUGCUCCACCAUCAGAAACAGGUCCAAGUACCACCCCGACGCCCCCUUCCCCGCAAGCAGCGGCUGUAGCAUCGCCGCAGGCCACACCUCACAUCCACAUAUAGUCGAAGAUAAUUGAAUUAAAAAGUUUUUAUGAUUAUGGAAUCAAUGACAAUUUGUAACAAGUAGGUGGUGCAAGCGAUUUUGAAGAAAAUCCUAUUUCCAUAUAGAUGGAAUUUAAAAUAUCAAGUUUGCUACUAAAUAUCAUUUACUGCUUAAACUAAUUUUAGGGAGUAAUUAUGCAAGUAAUUGUUAUAUUUGAUGGUAUUAUUUAUUAUAUUCUUAAUAAUUUAUUUAAACCACAUUAUAAACUUUUUUCUCCUAUAUUCAUCUUUAUAUAAAUGUUUUCAUGGCGGUUUGGUAUUCCGAUGUUGACCUUAUUUUUUUAACUUUAUAAUUGACAGUUUUAUUUUAUUGAUUCUUUGAUAUUUUGCAUGUAAAAAUUGGCAAGUAAAUGCGAUAUGUUAACUUUUGUAGACUGUUAUUUUUUUAUACUUUACUUUUAUAUGCAAAAUAUAGUUAUUAUAAUAGAAUUAUAUUAUGGUAUUUUUAUACAAUAUUGUAGUAUUUGAUAUUUAGUAACAUAUCGUACCUACCUUUAGAAAUAAAAUAUUUCCUAAA
Molecule: messenger RNA, 3704 nt
Organism: Psylliodes chrysocephalus
Lineage: Eukaryota; Metazoa; Arthropoda; Insecta; Coleoptera; Chrysomelidae
Source: the annotation of a GenBank genome assembly